This is a messenger RNA of Chanos chanos (milkfish), 3333 nucleotides long. RefSeq names its product AGBL carboxypeptidase 1 (gene agbl1). Bases 10 to 3333 code for a protein of 1107 amino acids. Gene Ontology annotation, biological process: protein side chain deglutamylation; C-terminal protein deglutamylation; proteolysis. Gene Ontology annotation, molecular function: metallocarboxypeptidase activity; zinc ion binding. The transcript is spliced from 23 exons. The record is from RefSeq and is a predicted model, not a curated record. NCBI's taxonomy places the organism in Eukaryota, Metazoa, Chordata, Actinopteri, Gonorynchiformes, Chanidae.
AGGCCCACUAUGGCAGCUCCAAGCUCCAGUGGUUUGGAAGUUCUCCUGUCCUCACUUCAGAAUGGAGAUGAUACUGAGAGUAUGCUUAACACGCUCAACGUUCUGGAUGAGCUGCUUUCUGCAGGCACGGACAGACGCAUCCAUUACAUGAUCUCAAAAGGUGGCAGUGAAGCUCUGCUGAUGGCCCUGGUGAACACGGCCAGGACCAUUAACCCCAACUACACCAUCCUUUUGCCUCUGCUGCACCUGCUGGCUAAAGUUGGCCAACGAGAUUGCAGGAUUGGCGUGAAGGCAGAAAAGGCUGAGGCUGUGUUGCUGACUUUGAGUCUGCUGAGGCAGAACAUGAACCAUGCCAGGAGAGCAGCCGCCUGUCUCUGGCUCCUUAGGGUCUUCUGCUCCUCUGUCACCACGGCAACCUUGCUCGGAAGGAACCGAGGGCUGGACGCGGUCUUCAAACUGAUAUACCCUCACACUACCAAGCACUUGCGUACAGUUAAGGCUGCUAUUGAUGCUCUAGCAGCAUUACUAUGCUCAAAGGCAAACUGUAAAACAGCGGUUGCCAAGGGCUACAUCUCUGACCUGUUAAAGCUGUAUGAGGACUGGCACAUCAAUGAUGCCAGCCACGAGCACGUUCCCAUUCGCCGGUCUCUCCUCCACUGCCUGCAUCACGCCUCAAACACUAGUGUUGGCAGAACCACCCUGGUGGCAGAGGGGGGCAUUGCUCUACUGUACCACACCACACAGAUGUGCUUGGCCACCAAGAGCCUUGAGUGUUUGGUUGAAUCUGCAGUGCAGCUCAUGAGGAAAUGCUAUCCAAAAUGCCCUAUUGCACUGACCUCAGAUCAGAGUGUUCACCGUUUCCCACUGCCUGGCAGGCCUGAUGACGGCUGGGACGAUGUUCUAGGACUUCAGGAUGACAGCUUUGAAGACGACAGUGAUGAUGACAACAUGGAGAACGAAGAGUCUGACUACAAAGACUAUGAGGAUGACCUGGAGACAGACCUGAAUAAGCUGCGUGCGCGGCCCGAGUCAGACAGGCCCCUGGAACAACUGGCCCAGUACAUGCACCUCUGUCCAGAACUACACCAUGAUUUCCAGGAUUUGGACUCGGGUUCUGAGGGAGAGGGAAGCUCAGACGAGGACAGCCUGCUGAACGGGAACUUUGAGGACAAGAGGCAGAGAGAGAGACAUUUCAGAGCGGGCCCCAAGAGUUCUCAUUCACCUUCUUCCUCAGAUACCUGCUCUAAAGCUGGGGAAGAAAAGCAGAGCCUGACCUUAAAGGAGGGACACCCAGAGGAGAGCCAACUGAAAGCCCAGGACUUUCAUAGCCACAAUCUGAGCUGCUCCAGAACCAAACAGUCGGACCAUUGCAGCAUGGUGGACCGACUUCUGGAGAAGUAUGGAGCCUGUGUUCCCCAUCACGACCCGCGGCUCUAUGCUGCCUCUGCCGCCCACACCAAAUCCAUCGCUAAUUACUCCAUCCUGGCCUUCCCAGAUUUCUGGGGCCACCUUCCACCACGUGGUCAAGAACCAAUGGCUAACCGCCGACCCCAUGUGCAGAGAAAGAAAGUAUUUGAAGACAUCAAACGCCUUCUCUGUCCUGAAGAUAUCAUCAACAAAGUUGUAUUUGAUUUAGAGGAUCCCAGCACCCAGUGCUCCUCUACGGAGACUCAUCCACCCUCUCUACGUUUCUUUUCCAAAUUUGAAUGUGGUAACCUUCGCAAAGCCAUACAGGUUCGCAGCCAUGAGUAUGAUCUGAUUCUCAACGCAGAUGCCAACUGCUUUCAGCAUCACCAGUGGUUCUAUUUCGAGGUUAGCGGCAUGGUGGCUAAUGCUCCGUACCGCUUUAACAUCAUCAACUGUGAGAAGGGCAACAGUCAGUUCAACUACGGCAUGCAGCCAGUGCUGUACUCUGUGAGAGAAGCUCUGGAGGGCAGGCCCCAUUGGAUGAGAACAGGCAGUGAGAUCUGCUACUACAGAAAUCACUUCUGCCCCAGACGAGGUCAAAAGCGAACCAACUUCUACACCCUGACCUUCAUGGUGACCUUUCGACAUGAGGAGGAUGUCUGUUACUUAGCCUACCACUACCCUUACGCCUACUCUGCCUUACAAAGCCACCUUCAGCUGCUGGAGCAGUCAGUAAACCCCCGUAAAGUAUUCUUUCGGAAGCAGAAUCUGUGCAGUACACUAAGUGGAAACCCGUGUCCACUAGUCACCAUCACAGCCUGCCCUACAUCCAGAGCCUGGAAACAUCUUCAUCAGCUUCGCAACCGGCCAUGUGUGGUGCUGACAGCGCGGGUUCACCCAGGAGAGAGCAAUGCCAGCUGGGUGAUGAAAGGAACCCUGGAGUUCCUGUGCAGCAGCGACCCUGUGGCAGAGAGUCUGCGUGAGGCCUACAUUUUUAAGAUCAUCCCCAUGCUUAAUCCAGACGGAGUCAUCAAUGGCAAUCAUCGAUGUUCCCUCAAUGGACAAGAUCUGAACAGACAGUGGAUGAAACCAGAUCCCAACCUGAGUCCGACAAUCUACCACGUCAAAGGCUUCCUCUACUACCUCAACAGCAUUGGUCGAACCCCGCUGGUGUUCUGUGAUUACCACGGCCACUCAAGGAAGAAGAACGUCUUCUUGUACGGCUGCAGCAUGAAGGAGACACUGUGGCAGUCUGGCUCAGUUGUGGACACAGCCUCGUUAAAGGAAGAUCCAGGAUACAGGACAAUCGCCAAAACCCUGGAUCGAAUAGCCCCAGCAUUCUCUUUCAACAGCUGUAACUUCCUGGUGGAGAAAUCGCGGGCAUCCACCGCACGGGUGGUGGUUUGGCGGGAGAUUGGAGUUCUCAGGAGCUAUACGAUGGAGAGCACGUAUAAUGGCUGUGACCAAGGCAUCUACAAGGGCUUGCAGAUGGGAACACGAGAGCUGGAGGAGAUGGGGAUGAAGUUUUGUCAGAGUCUGCUGACGCUCAGAAGGAGCACCAUGCUCUACAGCAGUCGUCUCAUAAGCCACGCCUCCAACCUGCUCGACCUGGACGACAGCCUCCUGGACCACAAGUCCCAAAACUGCUUUGAGGAUGACGAGCCUCCAUGUGUGGAGGAGAUUGAGUUCGCAUCCUACACUUGCCAGGAUCAGGGAGGAGAUGAACUGGAUACAGAGGUGAAUGGUAACACGUCCAGUGCAGAGGAUGAAGAAGAAGAGCGAGAGAAGGAAGAAAAAGGCCAGCGACGCUCCGACAGGAAGUCCCGUCUCUUUCCCCAUUUGGUGCACGCAGAAUCUCUAGAGACACUGACGAUGAAGAAAAACACAUGCAAUAGCAUUGACAUCACCAACGAAUACCUGAGCUAG